GCCCACAUAGAGACGUACGGGUACGGGUUCCGAUCCUACGACGUGUCACCACCGGAAGUGGGCUUCAACGUGUCGUUGUACCGGGAGGCCGAGGUCAAGGCCGGGAUGUCCGCCCUCAGGUCUCCCAUCAUGCCCUACUGCUACGUCAUGAUGACGUCACUGCUCGCACUGCUCGGCCUGCACCCCCGCCCCUACAUGCUGUGGAGAAUCUUCCACGUGUUCAUCUCCUCCCUGCUCCCUAUCUCCGUGUACCGACACACGUCCGUGCUCACUGGGACACGUGACGUGAGCUGUGUGGCGGCCAUCUUGACCUCUUGUUCCGUGUACCUGACUGUGUGGGGCACGCGCUGUCUGCUGCACUCCUUCCUCUCGCCCCUCUCCUUCCUCGCCGCCUCCCUGAUUACAGACCUCUUCUCCUCCUCCUCCCCACACUCCUCACAAUCACAAACGUCCACGUCAGGAGCAGUGACGUCACAGACUGGAGGAGGAGUAGUGACGUCACAGACUGGAGGAGGAGUAGUGACGUCACAGACUGGCCGGUGGUCAGACGACUCUCGUCCUGCCACGCCCACGUCUGCGGCCAGGGCAGGGACCGGACACAGCAGUCACGUGACCACGCGUGGCCACCACGUCGGCGUGACCUUCACGUCUGGUUCACGCACAGGCGGAGAGGGGAGCAGUGUGGAGCCGGGGGGAAACCAUACCCGCGAACAUGACAGCAACAGCAACAACAACAGCAAAGACAACGACAAAAACAACAACAACAGCAACAACAACAAUAGCAAUAUUAGUCUUCCUUCAACCACAACAACCACCACCCCCAACACAACAACAACACCACCAACACGCCCACAACAACAGCUGCUGUUUCCAUCAGAAGCCCGCCCAGUGCUGACAGGAUUCCUGGUGUUCCUGACCCUGUACAUCCGCCCCGACUCGCUCCUGCUCUACUCCUGUCACGUGACCACACUCCUCUCCCUGGGCAGGAGGCCGUCUCUCUUACGUCACACGCCGGGUGUGCUGCUGGGCGUGGUGCUGGCAGGUGGUGUAGGAGUUAGCGCAGACGCGGUGAUGUACGGGACGGGGGUGUUCAGUCCUGUCAACUGGUUCAACUUUAACGUCGUCAACAAAAUGUCCACGCUCUUCGGAUCUAUGGCCGCCUCUAUGUACGUCCAGGAACUCUGCACCAAAGACUUAGGCACGUGUUUAUUCCUUCUCCUCUCUCUGUCGUUCACUCUUUUCUCCUCCUUUUUUCCUCCUCCCGUCAACAACACCUCCACCACCUCCACCACCACCACCACUACCACUUUCACAACCAUCUCCACAACCACCACAACGACCUCUCCCUCACCCUCACACAACACAAAAGCCAAAGAUUCGAACCCUCGCCCCCCGCCCCCACCACCCCCACAAAACCAGCUCGCGUGUGUAUCUCGGCGCGUCCUUCUCUCCUGGCUGUCUCUCCUCGCUGUCUACUCUCUUAACCGGCACAAGGAGCUCAGGUUCCUACAUGACGUCAUCGUGCUCAUCUACAUCUACGUGGCCAUAGUCAUCGUUGACGUCACUCACUACGUCACACGUCACGUCACUCAUUACGUCACAAGUGACGCCACUCGUCACGCCACACGUCACGCCACACACCACGUGAGAGCCGAGAGCUGGGGCCAGGCCGUGGGUCGUGUGCUCGUGGUUAUCUUCGUGCUGUCUCAAUACCGCGGCUUCCCGUGGGGGGAGGAGGAGGUGAGAGGCUGGAGCUACCAGAAGACGAGCUCCGUGCCUCACACCAACGCCUGUCUGGACUUCCUCUCCACCCGCCGUGACGUCACAGGGGUUGUGCUGGACAGCGACCUGUUCAUGACGGGCGCCAGUAGUCUGCUCAGACAUGACGUCAUACUUCUGGCACAGGUCAGGGACGGGUUCUACCAGUUCGACCCUCACUCCCGCCGGAACUCCUCCUCCUCCUCCUCCUCCUCCCCCUCCUCCUGGCUGACCUACCUCCGACGCCCCACCCACUACACUCACAACCGGUUCGCGCCGGACGGGUCCUUCCAGACGUCUGCUCACGAGUUCACGCGCGUGUCUGACUACUACAGCGGCCGGAACCCAGGGGGCGUGGCCUCCGCCAUCUUCCUAGAGCCCCGCUACAACUACCUGGUGCUGCGCGCAGACCGGAAGUUCGUGGACUUUGGAUUUGUGCAAGUUUUUGUCUCUGGUGACAGGAGAGUGCUGCGUCGUCAUAGUGAUGUGGAGACAGAGUAUAGGCUGAGGGAGACAGCUUCUAGGAUCCCCGCUCCCCACAACACCACACUCCUGCUCCACGAGGCAGACGUGCUGUAUCACAUGGCGGAGUUUUCACGCGCCGCGCGGCGUUUUCUUGACGCUCUCUCCCUGGACCAGCGGCUCGUGGACGCUUACUGGCCGCUCCGGAACUGCUACGUCAUGCUGG
Messenger RNA from Aplysia californica (California sea hare), 2446 nucleotides. RefSeq lists its product as uncharacterized. Gene Ontology annotation, cellular component: endoplasmic reticulum membrane. NCBI's taxonomy places the organism in Eukaryota, Metazoa, Mollusca, Gastropoda, Aplysiida, Aplysiidae. Gene Ontology annotation, biological process: GPI anchor biosynthetic process. Gene Ontology annotation, molecular function: alpha-1,2-mannosyltransferase activity; protein binding. The record is from RefSeq and is a predicted model, not a curated record.